Messenger RNA from Theileria parva strain Muguga, 1560 nucleotides. RefSeq names its product inosine-5'-monophosphate dehydrogenase. Gene Ontology annotation, molecular function: IMP dehydrogenase activity. The transcript is spliced from 8 exons. NCBI's taxonomy places the organism in Eukaryota, Apicomplexa, Aconoidasida, Piroplasmida, Theileriidae. Bases 32 to 1543 code for a protein of 503 amino acids. Gene Ontology annotation, biological process: GTP biosynthetic process. Gene Ontology annotation, cellular component: cytoplasm. The record is from RefSeq and is a predicted model, not a curated record.
UUGUAAGAUAAAUUAACAUUUAAGGUUUGAAAUGACAGACGGUUAUUCUGCCGCUGAGUUUUUUAAUUUUACCAAGUUCUCACUCUCCUAUGAAGACCUCAUCCUACUACCAGGGUAUAUAAGUGAUUCUGUGGAUAAAGUGGAUUUGACGACUCAUGUUUCAAGGAAUAUUAGACUUAGAAUUCCUAUCGUAUCCUCACCUAUGGAUACCGUUACAGAAUCCAAAAUGGCCACAGCAAUGGCUCUUCUCGGAGGACUGGGUGUGAUACAUAAUAAUUUAUCGAUAGAGGAUUUGGUGAAGGAGGUGAAGGCAGUGAAGAGGUUUGAGAAUGGCUUUGUUCAGAAUCCUCUUUGCCUCAAACCUACUUCUACUGUUUCUGACUGGGUUCAGAUCAGAGAUAAAUUCGGUUUCACAUCUGUCCCGAUAACGUCUGAUGGUAAUGCUGGCUCAAAGUUAUUGGGAAUUGUAACAAAGACAGACAUGUAUUUUGUGGAGUCUAAGAAUGUCGUGUUGGAGGACAUUAUGAGUACAGAUUUAGUGGUUGGAAACCAUCCAAUGAAACUUCACGACGCAAAUGAAUUGCUAUUCAUGUCAAAAAAAGGCGUUUUGCCAAUUGUCAAUGAAAAUUAUGAGCUCAUGUCAAUUGUAACCAGGUCUGAUUUCUACAAGAAUAAACUCUACCCGAACGCUUCCAAAGAUGAUAAUAAACAAUUACUCGUUGGUGCAGCUAUCUCCACUAGGGGAAAUGGAUUGGACACUGCUAAGAAGUUGAUAGAUGCCAAGGUGGAUAUACUAGUUGUGGAUUCAAGUCAGGGGAAUAGUGUUUUCCAAAUUGAUUUAAUUAAGCAACUAAAAUCAGUUUAUCCAGAUUUCCAGGUUAUGGCUGGAAAUGUUGUGACAGCCCAGCAAGCUAAGAACUUAUUAGAAGCUGGUUGUGACUCUAUUAAAGUCGGUAUGGGUAUCGGGUCCAUCUGUACCACUCAAAACAUAUGUGGUGUUGGAAGAGGACAGGCGAGUGCUGUAUAUUAUGUUAGUCGUUAUGCUUUUGAACAUUGGAACGGCAUCCCCAUUAUCGCCGAUGGUGGCAUCAAAUCCUCCGGUGAUAUCGUUAAAGCCCUAAGUUUGGGGGCUAGUUGUGUGAUGGGAGGAAGUUUAUUUGCCGGUAGUAAGGAGACGCCUGGUGAAUAUUACUUUAACAACGGUGUAAGAAUGAAGAGUUAUAGAGGCAUGGGUAGCAAAGAUGCUAUCAAAGAUUCAAUGCAGAAUUUAGGACUCAUGGGUUCAUUAAGUAGAUAUCAUCUGAUUGAUGAGCCGAAUAUACUGUCACAGGGUGUAUCCGGAUUAGUUAUUGAUAAAGGAAGUGUAAAUAAUAUUAUACCCAAUUUAACCCAAGGUGUGAAACAUGGAUUUCAAAAUCUUGGUGUGUAUAGUAUUAAAGGGUUACAUGAAGCACUUUAUUCUGGACAAUUAAGAAUGGAACAAAGAACACCUCAAUCCAUUAAUGAUGGGCAUGUAUCCAAGUCUAUUACUAAUCCCAAAUAAUAUCAUUUACUAAUGUA